Molecule: messenger RNA, 3299 nt
Organism: Rhodotorula graminis WP1
Lineage: Eukaryota; Fungi; Basidiomycota; Microbotryomycetes; Sporidiobolales; Sporidiobolaceae
Exons: 5
Coding region: 1-3129 (1042 amino acids)
Biological process (GO): protein processing
Cellular component (GO): Golgi membrane; trans-Golgi network
Molecular function (GO): serine-type endopeptidase activity
Source: RefSeq, a predicted model, not a curated record
AUGGCCCCGGCCCUCGCGCGAGCAGGACGCGCUCCGCCACGCUCCUCGUCCUCCCGCCGCCAACUCGCCUCGUGGAGCACCCUCGCCCUGUGCGCCCUCGCCCUCGUGCUCGCCUGCGCACCGCACCACGCCAACGCCAAGCUCCAGCCCGCCAAGCGCGACUACCACUCGCACGUCUACUAUGUCGUCGAACUCGACCCGGCGCAACUCGCCCUCGGCGGCGCAGAUGAGGCCGACGCCUGGACGCCACAAGACGUCGCACGCGCACUCGGCGCAGAGCAUGUCGAGCAGGUCGGCGAGCUCAAGGGCCACUACCUCGUGCGCGCGCCGGUCGACGAGGUCGACGCCGGCGACGACAGCUGGCUCUCGGCGGCGGCGGUCCACGGCGGCGAGCGCACGGUGCAGCGGCGCGCGAUCAAGGAGCUCGCCGAGGGCAAGCGCGACAAGGUCCUCGAGCGGUACGACCUCUUGCGGCGAGCUCUGCCCGGCCCGGCGAGCGCGCACCUGCUCGCCAAGCGGUCGUCGUCGUCGUCGUCGCACCACCGCCUCGUCCGCUCCCUCGAGCGGCAGUACCCGCGCCAGCGCACCAAGCGCGACCUCCCCGUCCUCGCGCCAGACGAGCGCGUCCUCGCCAAGCUCGCGCGCCGUGCCCUCGUCCACCUCGACCGCCGACAAGACGCCGACCAGCUCGCGGCCAUCUCGUCGCUCGUCGGCGCCGGGCACGACUACAUCAAGGCGAUGGCGACCCGGUUCGGCAUCGUCGACCCGCUGUGGCCCAAGCAGUGGCACCUCGUCAACGGCGCCAUCCGCGAGAACUCGAUCAACGUGACGGGCGUGUGGGACCAGGGCAUCGUCGGCAAGGGCGUCAACGUCGCCAUCGUCGACGACGGCCUCGACAUGAACUCGGACGACCUCGCCGCCAACUUUCACGCCGACGGCUCGUGGGACUACAACGACAACACGCCGCUGCCCGAGCCUCGCCUGUCGGACGACCAGCACGGCACGCGCUGCGCCGGCGAGAUUGCCGCCGUCAAGAACGACGUGUGCGGCGUCGGCGUCGCUCACGGCGCCGGCAUCGCCGGCAUCCGCAUCCUGUCGGCCUCGAUCUCGGACGCCGACGAGGCGUCGUCGCUCAACUAUGGGUACCAGACCAACGACAUCUACUCGUGCUCGUGGGGCCCGCCCGACGACGGCCGCUCGAUGGAGGCGCCGGGCAGCCUCAUCGUCAAAGCCAUGCUCAACGGCGUCCAGAACGGCCGCCAGGGCAAGGGCUCGAUCUUUGUCUUUGCGAGCGGCAACGGCGGCGCCGUGGACGACCAGUGCAACUUUGAUGGCUACACCAACAGCCUCCUGAGCAUCACCGUCGGCGCCAUCGACCGCAAGGGCCUGCACCCGUUCUACUCCGAGGCGUGCAGCGCCAACAUGGUCGUCACCUACUCGUCGGGCAGCGGCGACAACAUUCACACGACCGACGUCGGCAAGAACUCGUGCACCGACCGUCACGGCGGCACGUCGGCCGCCGCGCCCAUCGCUGCCGGCAUCUUCGCCCUCGUCCUCGAAGCUCGGCCCGACCUCACGUGGCGCGACAUGCAGCACUUGUGUGUCCGCACGGCGGUCCAGAUCAACCCGAGCGACCCCGACUGGCAGAUGACGGCCUCGGGUCGGCCGUACAACCACAAGUACGGCUUCGGCAAGCUCGACGCGUACGCCAUCGUCGAGCUCGCCAAGCGGUGGGAGCUCGUCAAGCCCCAGGCCUGGUGGACGAGCCCGGUCGCCAACGCCAAUACGGUCGACGCCAAGGUCGGCCAGCUCAUCACGGCCGACGGCGCGACGGCGACGAUCGAGGUGACGGCCAAGGACCUCGAGGGUGCCAACGUCGACAAGCUCGAGCACGUCACCAUCACGGUGUGGAUCCAGCACGCCCGUCGCGGCAACGUCGAGGUCGAGCUCGUGUCGCCUCGCGGCAUGAAGAGCAUACUCGCUCGCCCGAGGCGGUUCGACGAGAGCGCCGAGGGCAUGAUGGGCUGGGUCUUCAUGAGCGUCAAGCACUGGGACGAGGACCCGAUCGGCACGUGGACCCUGCGCGUGCGCGACCGCCAGAACAACCGCCGGUCCGGCAAGUUCUACAGCUACCAGCUCCAGCUGUGGGGCUCGGCCAUCGACGCCUCGAUCGCGACGCCGUACCAGCUCCCCGCCGACGCCGACGACCAACCCGAGGACGACGUCCCUGUCGCCGUCCCGACGAGCGCCGCCGCCGACCAGUCGACCGACAAGCUCGCGCCGACCAAGACGUACGUCAAGCCGACGGCGCACCUGCCCGACGACCACGCCGAGGCGACGGGCGAGGCGCACUCGUCGUUCGGCGAGGACUACCACCAGCCGACAGCGACGCCGGCGCCGGUCCUCGAGGACACGGAGCAGCUCGACUCGGAGACGGACGCCUCGAGCGACGACGUGCUCGACGGCGGCGACGCGUCUGACUCGAUCGACGGCGACGGCGACGACGACUCGGCCUUGUCGGGCGUCGGCAGCGGGUCGUUGUACGACCAGACGCCGGGCUACCUGAGCGGCCUGAGCGCGCUCGUCGGCUCGACGACCUGGCUCUUUGUCGCCGCCGGCGUCAUCGUCAUCUUUGUCGCGGGCACGACGGCCUUCCUGUGCCUGCGUCGCCGGGCCGCGUCGCGCCGCAACGCCGCCGGCGGGUCGGGCGCGCGCGGCGGGUACGCGUUCGCGCCCUCGACCGACUUUGACGACGACUUUGAUGACGACGAGGGCGACGACCUCGUGCCGAUGAGCGCGAUGGAGCGAGGGCGGGUUCGGCUCGCCGAGGGCGGUGAAGGCGGCGGCGGUGGCGGCGGCGGGAGGACCAAGGAGCUGUUCAACGCGUUCGCGCUCGACUCGGACGACGAGGACGCCGGGACGGAGCUCGUCGACCGAAGGGCGCCGGCGAGGGGCACGAGGAGGAUGUCGCUCGACGAGGCGGAGGAGGAGGCAGAGGCGAGGAGGAGCGACGAGGCGGCGCGAGUACGGUUCCGCGACGACUCGGACGACGACUUGAACGCGUCGACGACGGGCCUCACCCUCGCCGCCGAGCGAGAGCGCCGAGCGCGCGAGGAGUUCUCAGACUGAGCCGGCUCGCACGUUGUCCUCCUCUCCUCCUUUUCCGUCCUCGUUUCUCCUUCUAGACCUGUAUGUAGUCACGCGUCCCCCUCAUCGUCCCUCAUGCCGUCGGCGCCAGCCGCCGGCUUGACCGCCCCACCUCGUCUGCAUCGUCGCUGGAACGCGCAUCUCUCGCCUCG